GACGGACGUGAUGAUAGCCAAAAGUUUGAAUAAAAGUGUAAGAUACACAGUAACAUAUGAUGCUCUAACGAGGUAGUCGAACCGGUCCCUGGGGUCCCACCAGCUUUGUCAUUCCCCCGUGGAUGUGCCUCGGGAACAGGCGUGUUUAUCAAAGCGUUCGGGCACAGGCACAGGCACAGUCAAAGCCCCAGAGAGAGGGGGUUUCAUUCGGCCGGUUGGCUCCCUCAAUUUCCUUAUUCUUCAAGAGUACUCUCGCUCUUCUUGAUCCUGGUAUUGCUCAGAAUUUCUUUUCCUUGCUAUUCGAAGUGAAGGCGCACGGGAUAGACUUGGAGAAAGAAAACAUCGGAGCUAACCAAGGUAGUCGAACCGAGGAGAGAGAGAUGAGUUCUGAACAGAACGACGGGACGAGCUACCAGCCGUCGGAGCCGAAGCUCUGCGUCAACAACUGCGGCUUCUUCGGCAACGCGGCCACCAUGAAUCUCUGCUCCAAGUGCUACAGAGACUGCCGGAUGAAAGAAGAACACGCGGCUUCGGCGAAAGUCGCUAUGGAGAAAUCCUUCAACCCCACGCCUACGCGGCCAGACAAUGAUCAGCCGGCCCUACCUUCUGCUUCUUCCACGGAGAGCCUCGGCGUGGGACCCUCUUCGUCGUCUUCGUCAACUUCUUCGGUGUUCAGUGCUGCCGGUGAUCGUGAAGCGCAGCCGCCAAAGGUGGCGAGCCGGUGCCUUACCUGUAACAAGAAGGUUGGUUUGACCGGGUUCCGUUGCAAAUGCGAGAGUACCUUCUGUGGGCUCCACCGGUACCCGGAGAAGCACGAUUGUACGUUCGACUUCAAAGCCUGCGGUCGUGACGCCAUUGCCAAGGCUAAUCCAGUAAUCAAGGCCGAUAAGGUGGAUAGGAUCUGAAAUCCGAAUCCUUGUUCUGAUCUGAUCGUGGGUUGCCUUAUUUAUUUCGUUGGUUUUUCGGUUGAUUGGGUUGAUAGUUGUAUUUGUUUAGGAGGUUUGUGGGGAAGGUGGUUUGCUUUGGUGCUGUUGAUGGAUAGUGUUUUUGGUGGUGGGUGGGAUGGACGAUUCCAUAAUAAAGGAAGGACCAAGGUGGAUCACUGGCUUGUUUA
Messenger RNA from Juglans microcarpa x Juglans regia, 1114 nucleotides. Its product is annotated as zinc finger A20 and AN1 domain-containing stress-associated protein 1. The transcript has 2 exons. Lineage: Eukaryota; Viridiplantae; Streptophyta; Magnoliopsida; Fagales; Juglandaceae. The record is from RefSeq and is a predicted model, not a curated record. Gene Ontology annotation, molecular function: zinc ion binding; DNA binding. Bases 123 to 905 code for a protein of 260 amino acids. Gene Ontology annotation, biological process: proteasome-mediated ubiquitin-dependent protein catabolic process.